CGAAGAAACACCGUCAUCAAUGGCGUGACGCAAUUGUACAGUCUUCAUCUUCUUCUUCUUAAGUGAGAAGUAAGAAGUAAGAAGUAAGAAGAAGAAAGAUUUAGAUCGAAAGAAGAAGCAAUCUAGCUGUAGACGGAGUAUUUUACAGGUCAAUUUCUUCUCAGAAAUGAAGAUGUCUCAAUCAGAGACCACUCCUCCACUUCCUUCAUUUGAUUACGAGCUUUAUGAAGGAGAUCCUGAUAAACUAAGAACAGUUGUAGCUACACCACCUUCAUCUACUCCAUGGAUUGAUCAUUCAUCUUUGAAGCUUAGACAUAGGAUUGGUCGAGGGCCUUUUGGUGAUGUUUGGUUAGCUACUCAUCAUCAAUCUGGUGAUGAUUUUGAUCAACACCAUGAAGUGGCUGUUAAGAUGUUAUCAUCAAUGAAGGAGGAGGAUGUUCAUAUGUUCUUGGCUAAGUUUGAGAAACUGUUUUUCGAAUUACGCGAGAUACCGAAUCUCUGUUGGUUACAUGGUAUCUCGAUAGUUUCUGACAAGAUUUGUAUAGUUAUGAAGUUGUAUGAAGGUUCUAUUGCUGAUAGAAUGGCUCGAUUGAAAAGGGGAAAACUUCCAUUGCCGGAUGUUCUAAGGUAUGGAAUCAAUUUGGCCAAAGCAAUCCAAGCAUUGCACUCGAGAGAGUGUCUGGUGCUAAACCUAAAACCUUCCAGUUUCUUUAUUGAUGAGCAUGACCAAGCUAUCUUGGGAGACUUUGGAAUCCCAUUUCUCCUUCUUGGAGCCUCACUUUCCAACUCGGAUGAAGUGAUUAGACUAGGAACACCAAAUUAUAUGGCUCCAGAACAGUGGGAACCAGAAGUACGAGGUCCAUUGACAUACGAGACGGAUGUUUGGGGAUUUUGUUGUAGCGUAUUGGAAAUGUUGACCGGAGUUCCUCCUUGGUUUGGGAAGCCAGUUGAAGAGAUAUACAAGUUAGUUGUGAUUAAACAAGAGAAACCAUUGAUUCCUGGUGGAUUGCCUCCAGAAAUAGAGAAUGUUGUCAAUGGUUGUUUUGAAUAUGAUCUUCGUAACCGUCCUACUAUUACUGAUAUCCUGCAGGCCUUUGAAAGUUGCCAGAAUGCUGUUUAUAGCGAUGGAGAAUGGAUCAGUCUCAGUACCAAAGAAAGAUCAGACAAACCCCCACAUAAUAACGGCUACAGCACAUGGUUUCUAUCAAAGGACCAUCUCCAAGUCGGCGACACAGUUCGAUCUCGUAAACCAAGAACCAUGGAUAUCCCAGAAGGAACCGUAGUUGGUUUAGAAAAGGACACCGAUCGAAACGGUUUCGUUUUGGUCCGAAUUCAAGGAGUCCACAAUCCGCAAAAAGUAAAGUCAUCAACUCUGGAACGAGUCACACAUGGAUUAGCAGUUUCCGAUUGGGUUCGUUUGAUAAACGCAACCGAAAACCACUCCACCGUCGGAAUCCUCCAUUCCAUACAACGAGACGGGUCGGUUACAGUCGCAUUCAAAGGUUUAGCGACGCUCUGGAAAGGAAACUCUUCGGAGCUCGAAAUGGCCGAACAUUUUUCCCUGGGGCAGUUUGUGAGGCUGAAAGAGAACACCGUCGAUGCACAAUGGCCUCGUAAAUGCGGAAAGAUUUCUAAAAUAUGUCCCAACGGGUGUUUGGUUUUGAGAUUUCCCGGACAAUUAUCGUUUGAGAAUGAAAAGGGUAGUGUUUUGGCAGAUCCAGAUCGAGUUGAGAAGGUUUGUUUUGAUAGUUGCGACAGUUUAGUGGAGAAGUAUCGACAUGUUGAGGAUUUUCAUUGGGCGGUUAGGCCAGUUGUGAUGGCGGUUGGUGCUUUCGUGGCUUUGAAGUUUGGUUUGUUUGUUGGAGGGAAGAUGAAUAAGAAGGCGAAAAGGAAUCAGAUGAAGCAAAUGGAUGUUCAGGAUCACCAACCUGGUGGGAAUAAUCCGGCUUGGCUUCCUCAGCCUGUUGCGAAUAUUAUUUUUAGAGAAAACGUUCCCUCGGCUCGUUAAUGUCGCCAUAAAGAUGCAACAGGUUGGUAAAAUAUGGUUUAUAAAUCAAUCUAUGUGAAUUCUAGCUUAAUCGGGCUGUAUAUAAUUACUGUUAAAUGAUGACUAUUGCUUUACAUUUUAAUUAGCAUGUUUUAUGAAAGAAAAAAAAGAAGAUAAUAUAUG
This is a messenger RNA of Impatiens glandulifera, 2170 nucleotides long. Its product is annotated as serine/threonine-protein kinase DDB_G0283821. Bases 167 to 2008 code for a protein of 613 amino acids. Gene Ontology annotation, molecular function: ATP binding; protein kinase activity. The transcript has 5 exons. NCBI's taxonomy places the organism in Eukaryota, Viridiplantae, Streptophyta, Magnoliopsida, Ericales, Balsaminaceae. The record is from RefSeq and is a predicted model, not a curated record. Gene Ontology annotation, biological process: protein phosphorylation.